AUGAGAUUGAAUGAGUUUGCGGCUAUUUCCACGACAAAAGCGCUCCUCGUGCCUUACGAGCGCCGCCAUGUGUUGACAUACCAUGCCUGGAUGGAAGAUCCGGCCAUCCAAGAAGCGACCGCCUCGGAGCGCCUCUCACUCGAAGAAGAAUACGAAAACCAGGGAUCCUGGCGCGCCUCGCACGACAAGCUGACCUUUAUCAUUUGCCAACCUCUUCCACAAGGCGAACAUGGCACAUCCCUUUGUGCCGGCGAGUCUGAUGCCCCUGAGAGGAUGGUGGGCGACGUCAACCUCUUCUUGUACCCCUAUGAGGAUGAGGGCGAGGACCAGCUCCCGUCUGAGACCCUCGAUUUCUGCGUCGGUGAAGUCGACAUCAUGAUAGCCGACCAGCAACACCGCGGCAAGGGAUUUGGUCGCGCAGCGGUGCAAGCGUUUCUUCAGUACAUAUAUCGCCACCGGGACGAGAUCAUGCAAGAGUAUGCUGAGGACAAGGACGUACGAACGCCGCCGAAGUUGAAGCUGCUCAUGGCCAAGAUCAACAAGGGAAAUGCGAAAAGCAUUGCUCUGUUUAAGAGCCUUGGCUUCGCCCAGGAGGGCGAAGUGAAUUACUUUGGCGAAGUCAAACUGGUGCUCCCCAGUCGGGUACUUACCCUCCGUCAUUCGGGGGGGUUCGCAUUGGAUCUUCCGGAGGGAUACUCAGAGCUGGUCUAUUCCAAAGAUCAAAAUCAAGACGAGAAGCGAUAG
This is a messenger RNA of Parathielavia appendiculata, 744 nucleotides long. RefSeq lists its product as uncharacterized. The transcript is spliced from 3 exons. Lineage: Eukaryota; Fungi; Ascomycota; Sordariomycetes; Sordariales; Chaetomiaceae. The record is from RefSeq and is a predicted model, not a curated record. The coding region runs from base 1 to 744 and encodes 247 amino acids. Gene Ontology annotation, molecular function: N-acetyltransferase activity.